This is a messenger RNA of Coregonus clupeaformis (lake whitefish), 4595 nucleotides long. Its product is annotated as SLIT and NTRK-like protein 2. Gene Ontology annotation, molecular function: protein binding. Gene Ontology annotation, biological process: axonogenesis; positive regulation of synapse assembly; regulation of presynapse assembly. The coding region runs from base 566 to 3127 and encodes 853 amino acids. NCBI's taxonomy places the organism in Eukaryota, Metazoa, Chordata, Actinopteri, Salmoniformes, Salmonidae. The record is from RefSeq and is a predicted model, not a curated record. The transcript has a single exon. Gene Ontology annotation, cellular component: glutamatergic synapse; membrane.
AUGCGCAAGCAGGGGAUGCUUCUGCCUGUUAUUCCUCAGCAUCCAGUCUCUAUCUCAGAGUUGGUUCUCUCGCUGUUUUCAUCGAGAAAGUGAAGGAAAACUCAAAGUGAUAUUCUACCUAUAUUUUACUUUUGUCAAAAACUAAAUUGUAUUUCAUGAUGAAUGGAAUUUCGUAGGAUCAAGUCGAGAAGAGACUGUACUAUCUCUGUCGCUCAGUGAGUAUCUCGCCGUUUCUGAUUGUGCUGCUACAGAAAUGCUUGAAACUGCUGCCUGUUUGGUCGUGCGUAAUACCGGGGAUUGCAGUAUAUUGCGAAGCUAAUCCCCUGACUAACAAACAAUGUACCCAUUCAAGCCUGGCUCAGAACGUGUCCGGUGACUGAUUCCUGGUUUAAUUUGCCUUUUGGAUUGUAAGAAGAUCAAUGGAGAGCCCUUCGCGUCCGUGCGCCCGGGUGCCAUUUUAACACUAAUGCUGUGUUAAUUUGGGCUUGCAUGUCCGCACUGAAAUUGCCAACUCCAAGACUCAUACAACGUUGAUGCUGGAUAAUUCAGCAACAUUGUUGUAAAAAUGCUGAACAGCGUUUUGUUGCUCAGCGUUUUAACUGUGACCAGUUUCUCAUCGAAGACUGAGAGUCGCAAAACUUCGAAAGACAUUUGUAAGAACCGCUGCUCGUGUGAGGAAAAGGAGAAUAUAUUGAGCAUCAACUGUGAAAACAAAGGAUUUACAACGGUUAGUCUAUUUCAACCCCCACCGAACAAAAUCUGUCAACUCUUUCUCAAUGGAAACUUUCUUUCGAGGCUGAAUCUGAACGAGUUUGUCAAUUAUGGUAAUGUAACAUCACUUCAUCUGGGAAACAAUGGGUUACAGGAGAUAAAGACCGGAGCUUUUACUGGACUGAGAUUGUUAAAACGACUUCAUCUCAACAACAAUAACUUGGAGAUAAUCAAGGAGGACACCUUUGCUGGUUUAGAGAGUUUGGAGUAUUUACAGGCAGAUUAUAAUUACAUCAGUGCCAUUGAAGCAGGUGCAUUCGGUAAAUUGAAUAAACUCAAAGUACUGAUUCUCAAUGACAACCUCCUGCUCUCUCUUCCCAACAAUGUAUUUCGUUUCGUCAUGUUAACGCAUUUGGAUCUAAGGGGGAACCGGCUUAAGAUGCUGCCUUUUGCUGGUGUGCUGGAGCAUAUAGGCGGCAUUAUGGAGAUCCAACUGGAGGAGAACCCGUGGAACUGCACCUGUGAUCUGAUCCCCUUAAAAUCCUGGCUGGACACCAUCUCAGUCUUUGUAGGGGACAUCGUGUGCGAGACCCCAUUUAGACUGCAUGGAAAGGACAUUACGCAAUUGAUUAAGCAAGAUCUAUGCCCCCGACGAAAUGCUGGUGAUUCAAAUCACCGCGUAAUGCAGCCUCCCUCUGACUCCCAAUACCACGGCCUGUCUCCCACCCUACACCCCAGUGUCACACCAACAAAAACCCCAAGGGCCUCCCGUCCCCCUAAAAUGAGAAAUCGCCCCACACAAAGGGUAACGUCUAGUAAGGACAAACAAGUGUUCGGGCCUAUAAUGGUUUAUCAGACUAGGUCCCCUGUUCCCAUGACCUGCCCUAGCAUAUGCGUCUGCACCUCUCAGAACCCAGACAGUGGAUUAAAUAUCAACUGCCAGGAGAGGAAAUUGCAUAAUAUAACAGAGCUCACCCCUAAACCGUCCUAUCCAAAGAAAUUGCAUUUAACAGGCAAUUACUUACAUACCAUAUACAGAACAGACCUAACCGAAUACAGCUCACUAGAGCUCCUCCACUUAGGAAAUAAUAGAAUAGCUGUCAUUCAGAAUGGGGCCUUUGAACAUCUGGCUAAUCUACGGAGACUUUACCUCAAUGGCAAUUACAUUGAAAGUCUAUCCCAGUCAUUAUUCGCAGGGCUGCAUAGCCUUCAAUACUUAUACCUGGAGUACAAUGUUAUCAAGGACAUUUUACCCCAGACGUUUAACUCGUUACAGAAUCUGCAGCUUCUGUUCCUAAACAAUAAUCUACUGAGAUCCCUUCCCGACAAUGUUUUUUGGGGGACUAUGCUGACAAGACUAAACCUGAGGAACAAUCAUUUCUCCCACCUGCCGGUGCGCGGUGUGCUCGACCAGCUCUCCGCAUUCAUUCAGAUCGACCUGCAGGAGAACCCAUGGGAUUGCACCUGCGACAUCGUUGCCCUUAAAAACUGGAUGGAGCUGUCCAGCACCAGCGUAGUGGUAAAUGAAAUCACAUGUGAUUCGCCCUCCAAACACGCAGGGCGCCUCCUCAGGUCCCUGCGUAACGAUGCAAUUUGUCCUGAGCCUAAUGAGAUCACAAUAACCAAGGCCCCCACCGUCAGACCCAGCACUGACUCCACUCCUCCCUCUGCCAUCACGCCCACAGACGAGCAGGUGCCGGAGAUGCACGCGGAGGUGCCCCUGUCGGUUCUCAUACUGGGACUGCUCGUGGUUUUCAUUCUGUCGGUCUGCUUCGGGGCUGGUUUGUUCGUAUUUGUCCUCAAACGACGCAAAGGUGCUGAUAGCGUUCCCGCCAGUGUCAAUAAUGUAGAUUUAAACUCAUUCCAGGUACAGUAUGGUUCUUAUAGCACAGAGCCCACUGCAGAUAAAACAGAGACGCAUGUGUAUAACUACAUCCCUCCCCCCGUUGGCCAGAUGUGUCAGAAUCCCAUCUACAUGCAGAAAGAUAGCGAGCAGGUGGCCUACUAUAGGAAUCUAAAGGAACUAAGUUUCAGCACCAUGGACACUAAAAAGUCGGAGUUGCCCCCAAGUCCAUAUACUAUAAGCACAGUGGAGUUCAUUGAGAAACAAUCUUGCGGCAAUCGAGAGCCCGAGCUGCUUUAUCAAAACAUUGCAGAGCGGGUUAAGGACCUUCCGACUGCUGGGGCUCUGAAUUAUAAUUUUUGCACUUUACCGAAAAGACAGUUCAUUCCUCAAUAUGAAAACACUAGACGACACAACCAGGACAGGUUGAAUAAAACUGUUCUCUAUGGGACUCCACGAAAGUAUUAUGCCGAUCAAUCAAAAAAUGAACACUCUGUACUGCCUGGAAAGCUAAAAACAGAACCAGACUACCUCGAAGUUCUGGAAAAACAAACUGCAAUGAGUCAGUUGUAAGAUUAUGGCCCUACUUAGUAUCAUCAACAAUUAUUACAUCGAUAUGUACUCCACAAAUUGACGAGUCCAACUCAGUGUCCAAGCGUUUUCUCUCCUUUAUUUUCCAGCUGUAUUGAGUAAACGUAUAUGCAGUUAUAUUAUUUUACUGGAGGUUUAAAUUAUUUAUUCUACUUGAAAUAUAGUCUGUAGCAGGUACCGCAAGAACUAUGUAAAAUACAGCUUUGUGCAUUUCAUAUUCUAUAUUUGAUUUAAUCUGUGGGAAGGGAUAUCCUUUUAUUAGAAGAACAUAAGUGAAUAAUUAUGAAAUGACUUUCCUGUACAUAAUAGCCUAUUGAUGGUGAGUGUGAAACACAUGUACUGCUUCCGUCCACUUGGCAAUCCAUUUAUUCCAGAAGUGCCUUUGCACUCCAAGUAUUUUAUCGUUGCUUUCUGCAAAUGGACAUUUUAUAAGUGCUGUAUUUUAAGAAUCUUUAUGUAAAAUAUAAUUAUUUGUCCAUUACAUUAAACAUAAUUGAAGAGUGUAUGAUAUUUAUGGUAGAGAAUAUGUUUUGAAUAUCUAAGUGUCUUUCAAGAUGUAAAAUUUAGAGAAUUGCAUAACAUUGUAUGCUAUAGAUGAUACAAUACAAUGCGCCAUAAGCGCAAUAAAAUUUUCACUGAAGCACUUUGUCAAGUCUGAAUUGAGCAUUAAGCAUUAAGAUUUUACGUCUGUCUCUCGCUCUCUCUCUCUGUGUGUGUGUGUGUGUGUGUGUGUGUGCGUGCCCCCAUGUGAUGAGGAGGGUUGGUUGUUUAGGGGCGUUUACAGCACUCUCUUUGAUCUAUGGACCACGGUGUAUUGACGAGGAAUUUGCUGAAUGACGCUUGUGCAUUCAAUUUAUCGACCAGCGUUUCUAUAGGUCCCUCACAGUAAUACCACAGGACUACCAUUCAUUUCACACCUAUAAUUUUUCACUCAAAAGGUAGAGAGCAGCAGUGUCCUCUAAAAGUAUAGAUUAUUUAUCUCUACGUUCUGAUUUAUGGAUGAUAAAAACUACUGCUCCACAACUACUGAUCUCCUGUAGCCUCCUUGAAAAGCACAACAUGAUGAUUAGUUCUCAACGCUCCUUAUACCAAAAAGGGUUUGUUUAUAGUGGUUUUAAAUAGACCAGUUUAUGUUCUGACCUUCAGGUGACAUUUGCUUUGAGGUCUGCUGUGGGCCUAAAUACAGCCUCCAAGCCCCCGUUAUUCUGCUGUUGGUCUCUCGUUUUGUUUUUGCCUGGUCCUUCACGUAGCUAUUGUGUCGCUGUCCAUGGUGCUGUUUGUUUUCUGCUUGCUACUAAUGCUGCAUUUUCUAUGGAUUCUACUACAGUAAGGGGACUUUUCACUUGCUUUGUUCGAUUUCACAUUGACUUUGUUAUGAGUGUACCAUGUGUUUUGUUGUUGUUGUUCUUAAUCAUAUUAAUUAAUUAAACUGAGAACUAAAUCAAAUUGG